Varanus komodoensis (Komodo dragon) is the source of this 4291-nucleotide messenger RNA. RefSeq names its product taspase 1 (gene TASP1). The coding region runs from base 543 to 1826 and encodes 427 amino acids. Gene Ontology annotation, molecular function: threonine-type endopeptidase activity. The transcript is spliced from 15 exons. The record is from RefSeq and is a predicted model, not a curated record. Gene Ontology annotation, biological process: protein maturation. Lineage: Eukaryota; Metazoa; Chordata; Lepidosauria; Squamata; Varanidae.
UAGGCGGAGCGGGUCGGGGUCCUUACCCGGCUGCUUAGUGGACAGAGCCUGCCUGUGGCUGAGAACCGGGACGGAGAGCUUUUGAGCCCAUCCCAGCUAGCUUUGCCUCAGGGCUGCUUGUCCCGAGGCUCUGGUCCUCCACAGGGGAGUGUCAAGAAGGAGGCCCAAACACUGAGCUUUUGGGGGGCCCUCUGAUAGCUAGCAACCCCGCUCCCUUGGCUGCAGGGACCGGGGUACGGUUGGCCCGGCUCAUCAUGUUUCUUGAUUUCGCAUUGAUGUGUGGGUGAGCCCUUUCCUCUUCCUGCCUCCUGGUCGUUGCCUUAGCAGGAUGGUGAUGUUGGUUGAUAUUUUUUCUCUCAGGUGUCUAAGAAACCUUUUAACGUGAAGAUUAAUGUGGAACAUCCACUAUUUUCUGAGUCUGUGCUUGUUGAUUAAGACCUGGCUUCAUCCUUCUACCCUUCUGUUUUUGAAAAGAGCCCUCUUCUGUACUUUCCCUUGGGUGGAAGCAUGCUCUCUGCUACAGAAGAUGGUAACCUUGAAGUAUGAUCAUGGAAAAGGGGAUAAGCUCAGUGGAAGGUCUUCCCUCCAGAUCUUCUCAUGCCACUGCAGUAAGAGCAAUGGUGAAAGACCAUGAAGCAAAGCAAGCUCAGAAAGUGAGACGAGUAGGAUUUGUACUUGUACAUGCAGGGGCAGGGUAUCAUUCUGAAUCCAAAGCCAAAGAAUAUAAACAUGUGUGCAAAAGAGCUUGUCGGAAGGCAAUUGAAAAGCUACAGGCUGGGGCUCUUGUAACAGAUGCAGUGACUGCAGCGCUAGUUGAACUAGAGGAUUCACCCUUUACAAAUGCAGGAAUGGGGUCUAAUCUAAACCUUCUUGGCGACAUAGAAUGUGAUGCCAGUAUUAUGGAUGGAAAGUCACUAAAUUUUGGAGCAGUUGGUGCUCUCAGUGGAAUCAGAAACCCUGUUUCUGUCGCAAAUAGAUUGCUGUGUGAAGGGCAGAAGGGAAAACUCUCUGCUGGCAGAAUUCCACCAUGUUUCUUAGUUGGUGAAGGAGCCUUCAAGUGGGCAGUAGAUCAUGGGAUACCAGCCUGUCCUCCAGGUGUCAUGGCAACAAGACUUAGCUUAGCAGCUUUUAAAAGGAACAAGAGAAAACUGGAAUUGGCAGAAAAAGUGGAAACAGAUCUUUUUCAGUUGAAGAAAAGAAGACAAUCAAGUGAAAAGGAGAAUGACUCAGGAACACUGGAUACCGUUGGAGCAGUUGUGGUUGAUCAAGAAGGAAAUGUUGCUGCUGCAGUGUCCAGUGGAGGCUUAGCUUUGAAACACCCUGGAAGAGUUGGACAGGCAGCUCUUUAUGGAUGUGGUUGCUGGGCUGAAAAUAUGGGAAUUCAGAACCCUUAUUCUACAGCUGUGAGUACCUCAGGUUGUGGAGAGCACCUGGUUCGGACCUUACUGGCCAGAGAAUGUUCGUGUGCUUUGCAAAAUGAGGAUGCGCAUCAAGCUCUGCUAGAAACUAUGCAAAACAAGUUUAUUAGUUCACCUUUUCUAGCCAGUGAAGAUGGUGUUCUCGGGGGAGUGAUAGUUCUUCGAUCUUGUAGGUGCUCAGCAGAACCCAACUCUUCACAGGAUAAGCAGUCCCUACUAGUAGAGUUCCUGUGGAGUCAUACAACUGAGAGCAUGUGUGUGGGGUAUAUGUCAGCUCAGGAUGGCAAAGCUAAGGUCAGGUUGAAAAUUAGUCCUCAGAACAUUGGCCUCAGACAAUGUUUUGAACCAGAGGGAAGAAAUGGAAUCAAAAUCAUGAUGCUUCCUAAAACUAGCACUGUGUUUCUUUGAAAACAGCAUUGAAAAAGACAUGAAGAAAUGUGAUUCAGAUCUUCUUGGAGAUUAUAGAGAGACUUAAUUGAGCGCCUGAGGGAAAGCAUUUGUGGAGCAAUUUCACUGUGGGUUCAUGUAUGGGUGGUAGGAAUGCAAAUACUUAUUAUUGUGGGUUGGGUUUGCCAUUCUUCCUUAAAUGUUGUACAUGUUUGCCAGUGGUAGAAAUUUAAUCAAUGAUUGUCUCUUGUGUGUUUGGUGGUGGACUUAGUGCAGCUUCAACUAAGCUUGAACACUUCAGUCUGAUCCAAUACUGUGGACUCAAGCAUAAGGUCCCCACAGAUUGUAGUGGUGUUUAUUGCCAAGUAUAUAUGCUUAGCACAGUAUUCUUUGUGUGAGCUUAAUCUAUAGGCCCCUUGUUUGUCUGAACAGAUGGAUUUCUAAAAACUGUUCUAAGGAUAUUUGACCAGUUCUAAUAUACUUGUUUGGGUUGUAGUAUUUGGAUUUCUGAUGGAUUUAUCCUCAAUCCACCUUUCCUUUCCUUUCCUUUCCUUUCCUUUCCUUUCCUUUCCUUUCCUUUCCUUUCUUCAUGCUGUGAACUAGAAGAUAGCCUCUUAACACAAUUGUAUCACUAGUUAAACCCAUAACUGCUUGGCCAAUUACCAGAGAACCCUUUUGCAGAUGCAUGAAUUUCACACGUGGUAGGGAUAUGAAAUGUUCAUAGCUAAACUCCUAGUUAGGAUACAGUCCAGUCCAAGAUAAUUUCUUUUAUGUCAGUCUUGUAUAAAGUCUAAUUUUGAAUGCUUAGUUACUGGCACCAGUCAAAGGCAUUCCAAAUCUGACUGCCAAUUUUCAAAACAUUCCUGAUACUUUGAAUUCAUGCCAUGAAUCCUGAAUCAUUCCCUAUGCCAGGCUUCAGUAUUAUUCUGCCAAAUAUAUCCGUCUUUCCAUUUCUAAUAAACCUGGAUUUAAAUUGUGGUCUAGAGGGUAAACAGAAGUUGAAUCGAUAAAGCAGGACCAGUUUGUAGAUCACUAUAUUUGCAAUGGGAUGAACUUUUGUCCUUGCUACAAAAUAGUUAAGAGAAUUGACCAGUUUUGUAGUUUUCAUGGAGAGAGCAGGUGUAGUAUGAGUGCCUAAGCUGGAGAGGAGCAGAGGUCCAGCAUCCAUCCUGCUUAGGCAGAGCUUCAGAACUGUUCUGUCAGCUCCCUUUAAUAGUUCAUUGGAAUAGUAGAUCAUAAAUGUCCGCUUUCAGAGUGAAGCCUAGCAUAUUGGGAUCGGAGCUUUGGGAUGCACAUUCCACCCCUGCCUUUCACUGGAUACCAACUAUAUGUUGAGUACUGGAACUUUGCCCAUGUGUUCUCUGGCUUAUAUGGGUCUUUUGGAAGAAAAACCUUGGGCAAUAGAAGGAGCCAUUUCUAUAUGUUUUGAGCAGAAGUCAAAGGCCCACUUACGCAAUGGCACUUCCUUUCUGUGUCCUCUCCACUGGGCCUCAGAAAUCUGCUCUGGAGGAUUCUCCAGCUCUCCAGAACAGAUCCUGAGGGCAAUCCGGAGGCUGCUGGGGAGUGGAAAUUGCAGUUCUAGCCAUGGGAAAUCUUAACAGUAUUUCAUCCCCUCCCCAUGUGAUUACAACUGUGCCUGUUUCUGUAGCCACAAACUUGAAACAAGCUUGCCAAUUAUUUUCCAUUAGAAAUAAAGGCCGUGUGAUGACGGUAUUAUUUUUAAGAGAGCUGGUAUAUGAGAUGCCAAGGUGAUUUAAAAAAAAAAAGAUAUUGCACAUGGUAUUCUUAGCUGACAUUUGGGAACUAUUUUGGUAGAGGUAGAUGGGAACCCUUUAAACAGCAAAGGUAAUUUUAGUUACAAUACAGAAUGGAAUGGAAAGACAGACUUGGAUCACAGCCUGCCAAGCACUAUGUGUAUGUAAUGCCUUUUUCUCUGUGUGGAACUUCAGUAAUCAUGGCAGAUUGUGACUCUGACACUUGUCACAUUGUAUUAAAUUAUUCCCUGCUUUUUGAAGCACUGUUGAAAUGGGAGUUUUUGCAAGGCUCAGUGAAUAGACUUUGAUCUUGGAGAUUUCCCACUAGAAACCAGUUUUAUAUUCUUACUUCAGAUUAUCAAAUAAUAGAUUAUUAAGAUUCAGAACUUUUUAUUUCAUCCAAACAAAUUCCUACUUGUGUUUGAUAAUCUUAAUUGGAGUGGGCAUGAAUGCUAAUAUAUUGCCAUUUUGUUCGCCAUAGGAGUUUGUUUUCUUUUAAAUACACAUUUUAGAAUAAGUAAACAUUUUUCCUUAGUGUUUAAGUUGCUGUCUUUAUUAUGUACUGGAAUGAAUGCAUGAGUUUCUUACAUAUUUAUGUGUGUAAAAUAUGUCAAUAUACAAUCUCUCAGCAAUGUACUGGCAUUAGUUAUUGCAGGAAUGUUUUUGUUCUUGUGUUAUAAAUAUUAUGUUCAAAUACAAUGCCUUUGUACAGUAAACCAGUGUAAGAAAAUA